AUGUUUGGUAAGUCAACAUACCCAGCGUUAGAAGAACUUCAAGAACUGCUUUCAUCUGAGCAAUUACGGAUUUUAAAAGACCAGGUGGAAUCAGAAGGGCAGGAUCCAGCUCCACAGUCACAAUUCAAUUAUGCAUGGGGUUUGAUUAAAUCGUCAAACUAUAAAAUGCAACAACAGGGAAUAAGCAUAUUAUCCGAACUAUACCGUGAUGUUCCAUCAAUGAGACGAGAAUGUUUAUAUUAUCUAGCCUUAGGCUCUUACAAAAUUGGAGAUUACAGCAAUGCUACGAGAUACGCAGACACACUCUUGAAGAAUGAACCAGAGAACAAGCAAGCACAGGACUUGAAGAAAUCUAUACAUGAAAAGGUGACGCAGGAAGGUUUGAUAGGUAUAGGUAUUGCCGGAGGUGCCCUUGCUGUAGGAGUCGGUAUUCUCGGUGCAUUAUUGAGGAAGAAACGUUAG
Messenger RNA from Debaryomyces hansenii CBS767, 462 nucleotides. RefSeq lists its product as uncharacterized. Gene Ontology annotation, cellular component: mitochondrial outer membrane; peroxisomal membrane. Gene Ontology annotation, biological process: autophagy of mitochondrion; peroxisome fission; mitochondrial fission. Gene Ontology annotation, molecular function: protein binding. The transcript has a single exon. Bases 1 to 462 code for a protein of 153 amino acids. The record is from RefSeq and is a predicted model, not a curated record. NCBI's taxonomy places the organism in Eukaryota, Fungi, Ascomycota, Pichiomycetes, Serinales, Debaryomycetaceae.